Molecule: messenger RNA, 444 nt
Organism: Brugia malayi
Lineage: Eukaryota; Metazoa; Nematoda; Chromadorea; Rhabditida; Onchocercidae
Gene: Bma-mif-2
Exons: 3
Coding region: 1-444 (147 amino acids)
Molecular function (GO): phenylpyruvate tautomerase activity; cytokine activity
Source: RefSeq, a predicted model, not a curated record
AUGAUCAAAUGUCUGCACUUGCAUACCACUUCAUCUGCAUAUUUCAAUCAAGUUUAUUUAAGCACUUCCAGGCAGUUUCUAAUGCCGCUGAUAACUCUUGCUUCGAACGUUCCCGCGAGUAGAUUUCCGAGUGAUUUCAAUGUUCAGUUCACGGAGUUAAUGGCGAAAAUGCUAGGAAAACCAACAAGUCGGAUACUUUUACUGGUAAUGCCAAAUGCACAAUUAUCACAUGGCACCACUGAAAAUCCAUCAUGUUUUACAGUGGUUAAAUCAAUUGGAUCAUUUUCGGCUGAUAAAAAUAUCGAAUAUUCCUCAUCAAUAUCAGAGUUCAUGAAGAAAACAUUGGAUAUCGAUCCUGCGCAUUGUAUCAUUCAUUUCUUAAAUUUGGACCCAGAAAAUGUUGGAUGCAAUGGAACAACAAUGAAAGAGCUUAUGAAGAAAUAA